AUGGGAGACGCGAGACUUAGGAGAAUCAAUAAGGAAAUCAACGAUUGCAAAACUGACAAGGUCUCGGGCAUUCAAGUCUCGUUGAUAGACGAAUCACCUUUCCACCUCGUCGGCACGUUUGCAGGGCCAGAAAACUCUCCGUACGAGAAGGGUACUUUCGAUGUCGAUAUCGUUGUGCCCGAAGGCUAUCCAUUCCAGCCCAUCAAGAUGAAGUUUAUCACCCGUGUCUACCAUCCCAACAUCUCUUCGCAAUCGGGCGCCAUCUGCCUCGAUAUUCUCAAGGAUCAGUGGUCGCCCGUACUCACACUCAAAUCCACCCUCAUGUCUCUCCGGUCCCUGCUCUGCUCGCCCGAGCCGAACGACCCACAAGACGCCGAAGUUGCCAAACACUACCUUCGAGACAGGGAUGACUUUGAAAAGACGGCAAGGUAUUGGACAGAGAUCUACGCCAACGGGUCUGAGUCGGCACAACCACCUGCAAACGCUCAGAACGCGGCAGGAAAAAAAGAUGGAAAGGUCGACCCGAUCCUGCUUGCAGGGCUGAAAAAGGAGCACGUCGAUCAGUUUGUCAACAUGGUGAGUGUCAUCGAGGCGAAGCAGGGCUUCGAAAGCGACAAGGUGAUCGAAGUGUUGAAAAAGCUCAACUACCGAGGUGCAAACGUUCGCAACAUCACCGACGACACGGUACUCAACGAGUUGCUCAAGUGA
Messenger RNA from Pseudozyma hubeiensis SY62, 708 nucleotides. RefSeq lists its product as hypothetical. NCBI's taxonomy places the organism in Eukaryota, Fungi, Basidiomycota, Ustilaginomycetes, Ustilaginales, Ustilaginaceae. Bases 1 to 708 code for a protein of 235 amino acids. The record is from RefSeq and is a predicted model, not a curated record. Gene Ontology annotation, cellular component: nucleus. The transcript is spliced from 5 exons. Gene Ontology annotation, biological process: protein polyubiquitination; proteasome-mediated ubiquitin-dependent protein catabolic process. Gene Ontology annotation, molecular function: protein binding; ubiquitin conjugating enzyme activity.